AUGACCCUACACCCCCGCGCACCCCAGGCAAACAAGGGCCUGCAGUACCCUCUCCCUCAUAUAGUGGAAUCAUACACAAUCGUCGAAGAACCCGACAUUCUCUCAAUACCAGGUUAUGCAAACUCUUGGUAUGGCGACAGACGUGUCGCUACAAUUAGCGGACCUGAAACAGAUAGGGUGCCCAAGCAACCAGCCUUCGAUGCAACCGACUCCACCAUUGAGUCUUCUCUCCAACCCCUCUUUGCGACCACUGGAAAACAUGUUGAUAUCAGGGUCUGGGAUGCCGCCAAGUAUGAGGCACGAGUACGAGGGCUGUACAUUACCGGAAACAACACUGCUGCUCGCGCACAUCUUACGCAAACGGGCUGUGGCAGGUUUCAAACGGUUGAUAUGAACCGGUGUUGGUUCCUUCCACCACACGCUCAGGAUAUCAAGACCAUCGAACAGGCUUGGACAGGGAGCCAAGAGAUCAAUGACAUGCAAGAUCUUUCGCCACAGAGAAUCCUAAUUUCGCUCCAUGUGCAGUACCGCAAAGACGGCAACGGCAUGCUCAUCCGAGAAUUGACGUAUCUUGCUCUCACCGAAUCAGUCGCCGAGGGCAUUUGGGAUCUGAGGCAGAUAGAAGACAAAGAUAAACUGGUCAUUUCGGGUGAAGAACUUGGGCUCAAGCUGCGCGAAGCAUGGGUCUUGAGCCACGAGGAUUACUUCCAGCGUUACGCCAAUAGCCAGAUUGGCGUACUUUGUGCUACCGCAUCUGACCUUGACAAGCUAUCAGAUCGUGUCGUGUUUAGCUUCCACGACAGUCGCGAGACCACGACUUAUGCCAGAAGACUGGAUUCUUUCAUUAAGGGCGUUUGCGAGAAUCAGCGAGCGAAGCUUUACAAAGUUUACGCACAAUGUUUUCCAUCCACCAAGGCCGUUCAUUCACUUACCGUGGAGCCUCAUUGUAUCCCAGACCCUUCGCAAGCUUGUGUUUUUAUAAACGCAGGCGCAAUGCCCACUGGAAUAUGCGCCUAUGUCACGAGCGCAGCCUCUAAAGAAGUCAACGACACAUGGUAA
Messenger RNA from Exserohilum turcica Et28A, 1059 nucleotides. RefSeq lists its product as uncharacterized. NCBI's taxonomy places the organism in Eukaryota, Fungi, Ascomycota, Dothideomycetes, Pleosporales, Pleosporaceae. The coding region runs from base 1 to 1059 and encodes 352 amino acids. The record is from RefSeq and is a predicted model, not a curated record. The transcript is spliced from 2 exons.